Molecule: messenger RNA, 456 nt
Organism: Kockovaella imperatae
Lineage: Eukaryota; Fungi; Basidiomycota; Tremellomycetes; Tremellales; Cuniculitremaceae
Product: transcription initiation protein spt4
Exons: 3
Coding region: 56-400 (114 amino acids)
Biological process (GO): positive regulation of DNA-templated transcription, elongation; chromatin organization; mRNA processing
Cellular component (GO): nucleus; DSIF complex
Molecular function (GO): RNA polymerase II complex binding; zinc ion binding
Source: RefSeq, a predicted model, not a curated record
CUCUCUCCCUCUCUCUCUCUCUGUGUGCCUCUCUGUGUGUCUUCUUUCGACCGCCAUGCCGCCAAAAGGAAAGAGAAACGACCUAAGAGCCUGCUUAGUCUGCUCUAUACUCCAGACUGCAAAUGGAUUCCUAACGCAAGGAUGCCCAAAUUGCGAAGAUAUCCUAGAAAUGCGAGGAAGUGCAGAUCGCGUAGCGGAAUGUACGAGUAUACAAUACGAUGGGAUGAUAGCUAUGAUUGAACCGGAGGAAAGCUGGGUCGCGAGAUGGCAACGUAUAGACAAACGAGCGAGGGGAUUAUACGCCGUUCGAGUGACUGGACGACCACCACCAGACGUCAUUGACGCGAUAGAAUCAAGAGGAGGAGUCUACAGACCCAGAGACGCUGUGGAUGAUAAUUGAAGCAGGCUUGACCACGACACGAACCAACCCUUGUUGUAUGCAUCACUACGCGCUCG